Molecule: messenger RNA, 4067 nt
Organism: Trematosphaeria pertusa
Lineage: Eukaryota; Fungi; Ascomycota; Dothideomycetes; Pleosporales; Trematosphaeriaceae
Product: ras guanine-nucleotide exchange protein Cdc25p
Exons: 2
Coding region: 209-3934 (1241 amino acids)
Biological process (GO): positive regulation of GTPase activity; Ras protein signal transduction
Cellular component (GO): plasma membrane
Molecular function (GO): protein binding; guanyl-nucleotide exchange factor activity
Source: RefSeq, a predicted model, not a curated record
AUAACGCUCGGAGCACCGUCACCAAUAUCGCCAGUCAAGCUCGGACGCCAUUGAAGCACAGGACCAUUCGACGCGAGUUUUCACCAACUAACUUGACUCAAUGACUGCGAAGCGCGCCAGCGAAGCUGCGUCGCAAAACUAGCGCAUCUCCCGCAGCGCGGCCUUUUACUCUUGGGACACAUUCACCUACCGUUCGCUGCAGCCCGACAUGGCCGACUUUCUGUUGGCCAAGGACGAGGUGGAUAAGCACGCGAGCGCAUUGGUGGCGCCUUUGAACAUCUCCAAGUCCCCCAAGAAGUUGCAGAACAGAGAACCCAGGCACAUUCGACAGUCGUCGUCAAGAGGCGGACACUCCAUAAAGUCGCAGUCGCAAAUAUCGCCGCCGUUGACACCGCGGUCCUCAAGAGAAGGACUCCCUCCGCACCGACUAUCACAGCCCGUCUUCCACAACUAUCUGCGCGCCUUCUACCACUUCCAUCCCAGUUCAACCGUCUCGUCGUCGACCGAUGAAUCCUCCAUCACCGUUCCCAUCAACCAAGGCGACGUCAUCCUCGUGCACUCGGUGCACCCCAACGGCUGGGCUGACGGGACUCUGCUGGCCUCCGGAGCCCGCGGAUGGCUGCCCACGAACUACUGCGAAGCCUACGAUCAUCUCACGAUCCGUAACCUUUUGAAUGCGCUGACGCACCUCUGGGACCUGGUUCGUGAUGGUGAGAACGGCGACCUCUUGGUCUUCACAAAGCAAGAUUAUGUAAGGGGCAUGAUAGCGGGAGUGCGGUUCUUCCUGGAAAAGACGCAAUGUCUAACAAGGGAUUCGCCCCUCAUCGUCGCGCAUGUCGGUCUCCGACGAAUGCGCAAAGGGUUGCUGGGCGACCUCUCAUCACUCGUAAAGAGUGCCAAAAAGCUGCAGGAGACGCUGCAGAACGAGACACCCGUACCAGUAUUUGAGCAGCUCGACGAGCUAGUCCUCAGAGCGUUCAAGCUGGUAACGAGAGCGGUGCGCUUCCUCGACAUAUGGGCGCAGGAUGCAGUGUCGCUGUCGUUUGACCUGGGCGAUGCGAGCAAUAAUAGACCUCUGACCCCUCCAUCUGACUCCGCCGAUCCUUCUGUGCAACCGCCGGCACCGUCGAAUCAAAAUGGCGAGGACGUCGCGCCAGCAAAUGAGAACGCGUCUGCUGUAGCACAAGCGAGCGCGAAUGCAACGCAGGAGGAAUUGGACAGCGCAGCAACCCAGCCACCACGUAACCUCCAUCGCCUUUCUGUCGCCUUCUCGAUCCCUUCAGAUUCGGACGCUCUCCAAUCACCUUUAUUGCCGCCUCAGCCCCAAGGUCAGGCGAAGCGCUUUUCUGUUACGCACCGUCUGUCGUACACCGGAAAGGUUCAAGGCACGCGAAAACAAAACCUGGCUUCAGAGCGGCUGAACGCAGCACACGACUCCUUUUUAGGUUUCAUCGGCUCCUUUAUCGGGUUGCACCUGCAGUCGCGUUCGUCUGAAGAGCUCACCCUGACUACCCAACGAUCCGUCGUCGCCUGUCGACAACUCCUCGCCAUUGUCGAGACAGUAUGGGAACGCGACUCACGAAGAUCCGAACAGCUGGAGCAAGCAAGGGAGAUGAUGUACACACGACUCACCGACCUUGUACAGGCCACCAAGGAUAUGUUCAGCAGCUCCGAGGCAGGCCUGGGUGAAGAGGUGGUCAUGCCGGACUCAGGAAAACAGCUCGUUACUGCGGCCACGAGCUGUGUACGGUCCGCUGGCGACUGCGUCACAAAAGCUAGGCUAGUGAUCGAAAGGAUAGGAGACUUUGAAUUUGAGAAUGAGGAGGAGGGUCUCUCGAAGACGAUUUUCGAACAAAUCGGCCAGGAAGCCUCGCAAGAAUUGGAACAGCCUGAGGAACAGCCCGAGCCACCAAAACAGACUGAACCAAUUGCGGAGACCGACAAGCCGCUCCCCGCACCGCCAGUCGAGGAGCGCAAAAUGCCGCCUCCCUUGAUCAUCUCCGAAUCGAAACCGCUGCCAGAAGUGCCGCAUUCGCCGUCGAUCGCUAGUAACAGGACAAGCCUACAGCCCAUACAGCCUGCUAUUGUCGAGAGUCCCACGGCCGUCUCCUUUAGAUCCUCGCGCUCCUCUCUACCACCUGUGAACCAGCUUCCGACUCCUCAUCUCCCUCAACCUAGUCCGUCUGAGUACUCGCAGAGCCCCGCGAGUGCAACUCAACGGUUCUUCUCCAAAUCCGCAAGGGCCGACAGCGUCAAUGCCUCUGUCGCCGACUCGAGUAGUACUUACCGGUACAGCAUGAAGGGUGACACAGGAAGCAUCGUCUCACAAACUUCCACACGUGCCACUACCCCGGAUCACUCCCCGGCUAAGAAACACAGCUCGCAAACCCUGGUGAGCAGCUUUGGAAGUUCAUCUGAGCUCCGGUCUAUGGCUAGCGAGGAUGUCGCUGCGGUUGAGGAACACCUGCUCGAAACGACAUACGCUCAUGAACUCAUCUAUAACAAGGAGGGUCAGAUCUCUGGUGGUUCACUACCUGCGCUUGUCGAGCAACUCACGACGCAUGAGUCGACGCCAGAUGCCGUCUUUGUAACCGCCUUUUAUCUCACCUUCCGACUAUUCACGACCCCCACCGAACUCGCGCAGUGCUUGAUUGAUCGUUUCGAUUACAUCGGCGAUAGCCAGUGCGUUGGUGUCCCUGUCCGCUUACGAGUCUACAAUGUCUUCAAGGGAUGGCUGGAAAGCCACUGGGUCGGGGAGAGCGACUCCGCUGCUCUCGGUAUUAUCUUUUCAUUUGCCACCGGAAAACUGCGAGCAGCUUUGCCCGCCGCCGGGAAGCGUCUCGCCGAAUUAACCUCCAAAGUCACUGAAGUCCGCGCUGGAGCUCUCGUGCCACGGCUAGUGUCCUCCCUCGGCAAGACUGGAAUCUCAAAUACCGUGUUUACGCCGGCUGAUAACAACGUUCCUAGUCCCAUCAUGACCAGGAGCCAACUGAGCGCACUGAAGGCCUGGAAAGAAGGGAAGACUCAGUGCAGCAUUCUUGACUUCGACCCGAUGGAGAUGGCCCGACAGUUCACCAUCAUCGAGUCGAAGCUCUAUUGCUCCAUUCAACCAGAGGAGCUUCUUGCCUUGGAAUGGACGAAGAAAGUUGGCUCUAAAGCUGUCAACGUGCGGGCAAUGUCAACCCUCUCGAACGAUCUCGCAAACCUAGUCGCGGAUACAAUUCUGCAUCUGGAGGAUGCAAAAAAGCGAGCCAUCAUCAUCAAACAAUGGGUGAAGAUUGCGGUGAAAUGCCUUGAGUUGAACAACUAUGACUCGCUGAUGGCUAUCAUCUGCUCGCUGAACUCGUCAAUGGUGCUGCGGUUGAAGAGGACCUGGGAGCUCGUCUCCGCUAAGACCAAGGCCCGCCUCGAAGAAUUGAAAACCAUCACAGAUGUCGGUCGCAACUACGCAGUUCUCCGUCAGCGCCUGCAGAACCACGUGGCGCCGUGCAUUCCUUUCGUCGGCAUCUAUCUGACGGAUCUCACCUUCGUCGAUGUCGGCAAUGGCACGACACGCCAGCUUCCCGGCGAGUCCGGUCGAGAUAGCGUCUCCGUCAUCAACUUCGAUAAGCAUAUGAAGACAGCGAAGAUCAUCGGCCAGCUCCAGUCGUUCCAGGUACCCUACCGUCUCGCGGCGGUACCAGAGAUGCAGGAGUGGAUGGAGUCGCAGAUUCAGCGAGUUCGUUCAAGCGAUCAAGCGAACGUUCAGAGCUACUAUCGCCGCUCGCUCCUUCUUGAGCCUCGGGAAGCUCCCCAAAUCCCAAAGGCGGCGCCACCUCCCGUUGACAGCAGCGCCGCCAGCACCAUCACGGCCGACAGCCGUACCAACUCGAAGGACAGAUUCGAGUUUCUCAACUUCCACUUUUCCUCAACGAAUUCUGUUAAAGACCGAUAGAGCUAAUGCGUGCGCUUCGAUGCGCCUUCUCGGAUUCAAAAGCCGACAUGUUAUGCUUCGUUUGGAUAGAUGCCGGUGCAUGCCCUACGGUGUGCCAUCAGACUUCCUUCUGCUUCCAUAUGGCAGGAUAUGU